This is a messenger RNA of Ziziphus jujuba (common jujube), 1771 nucleotides long. RefSeq lists its product as uncharacterized. Gene Ontology annotation, molecular function: lipid binding. The record is from RefSeq and is a predicted model, not a curated record. The coding region runs from base 225 to 1556 and encodes 443 amino acids. The transcript is spliced from 6 exons. Lineage: Eukaryota; Viridiplantae; Streptophyta; Magnoliopsida; Rosales; Rhamnaceae.
CUCUAAAAAAGUGAAAAAAAAAAAAAAAAAAAACUCCAUUUCUCUUCCUCUCUCUCCAAAAAUCCUCUUUUGGAUCCCUUUCAGAGAGGAAGAGAAAAAAUCGAUGAUGUAGUUCUAAAUUACUUGGAGGAAAUUAGGUGGGAAAAAAAAUAAAGGUUACAUUUUCUCUGGAAAAAUAUUUUAUCUUCGGAAAAUUUAUUUAGGUCUGGAAAAAAAAAAUAAAAAUGGAGGAAUCGUUCUUCGAUCUCGUGGAGUUUCUGAAGAAGCCUUCGAUUACCGAAACAUUCGUCGACAUUUUGCUAUGUGCAGUUCCGAUUUGGCUCGCUGUUAUGAUCGGCUUGGUAAUCGGAUGGUCUUGGAGGCCCCGUUGGACUGGGCUUGUAUUCCUUGGUCUCCGAAGUAAGUUUCGAUUCCUGUGGACGGCUCCGCCGGGAUUCGGUGCUCGGCGGCUCUGGUUGGCUUUCACGGCUCUCUCUGCUUUCUCCGUUUGCCGCACGAUUUGGUCUAAUUUCAAAGGAAAGGGUAAAGGAUCGCCGCCAACGGUUCCCGACGCGGCGGUUACUGCUGCGGCGGACGUUUCUAGGAAUUCGUCGGAGAAUGUUGUGGAUGCUGUUGGAACCAAUGAUAAAGCUGUGGGGAGAGAGAAAGAUGCUGUCACUGAGAAUGAUUUAGAACACCUAUUGCAUUUGCUUGAGGGGAAUGGAGAAAUGGAAUGGCAAUGUUUUAUGGACAAGUCUACUCCAAAUAUGGCAUACCAAGCAUGGCGUCAUGAGCCCGAGACAGGGCCCACAGUUUACCGCAGUAGAACUGUAUUUGAGGAUGCAACUCCAGAGCUGGUGAGAGAUUUCUUUUGGGAUGACGAGUUUCGACCUAAAUGGGAUCCCAUGCUUGCAUAUUUUAAGAUAUUGGAGGAAUGCCCUCAUACAGGGACAAUGAUAGUUCAUUGGAUUAAAAAGUUCCCUUUUUUCUGCAGUGAUCGAGAAUAUAUUAUCGGCCGAAGAAUAUGGGAGGCUGAGAAAUCUUAUUAUUGUGUGACUAAGGGUGUGCCAUAUCCAGGGUUGCCCAAGCGUGACAAGCCUAGACGUGUAGAACUUUAUUUCUCGAGCUGGAUUAUCAAAGCAGUGGAGUCUCGUAAAGGAGAUGGACAAUUGACUGCUUGUGAGGUUACCCUUUUACAUUAUGAAGACAUGGGGAUUCCCAAAGAUGUAGCAAAGUUGGGAGUUCGUCAUGGGAUGUGGGGUGCUGUGAAGAAAUUACACUCUGGUAUGAGAGCAUACCAAAAUGCUAGGAAAUCAGAGGCUUCGUUAUCUCGAAGUGCACUGAUGGCCAGAAUCACAACGAAGAUACCCGCUGGAAAUAUGGAUCCUCUGGAGCCAGCGUUUGGUGAAGAAGAUGUAGGCAAAGCAGCCUUGCACAAUAAGAAACGGAAAGAUAAUGGAAUCGAUUGGAAGUGGUUAGUUUUAGGUGGAACUGUGGCUCUGGUUUGUGGGCUUCAGACAGGUGCAAUAGGGAAAGCCCUUUUACUUGGAGCAGGGCAAAGAAUCGCACGGAGGUGAGGGUUAUUCUAGUGGAGUCCAGACCAUUUGCAUCUCUAUAUUGCUUCUUCUGCGUUCAUGGAAAUUUUUAUUUGCAUGUUGACGAAGUAUUAUUAUUGAGAUUAAUUAAUUAUAUGGUUAAAUUUUUGGAAUUGAAUUAAGAGUACUCUCACUUACUGAGUAUGGUGGGAUACUGGCUAAAAUUUUUCAUAUUAAAUAUAAUUGUACUUCGUGUA